AUAUUCUGGUUAAAGUAAUUUCAGAGAAGUGAUUCGUGAAGGGAGGUUUUUAGUAUUUUAUUUACCGCGAAAUGCUUUCCCAGCCCUCUGACCAUAGCUGUCAGCUGUCAGCUGGACGACUUCGCUGAGUUCGCUCUUUCUUGAAUAUAUGUUUCUGGAUCGUACUAAGACUUGAGCUUCCUUGUUCAAUGCAGUCCGCUAAACCAGGGAUCGUUAGUUUUCCACGUCUGUUAAUCUGUUAUUCCGCUGUUUUCUUUCUACUCCAUCGAGCUCUUUGGUUUAUGAUGCCCUGUUCUGCAUUUCGAACUCGGAUUCGACCAUGGCUCCGGGAUUACGAUAAGAUUCAAUCCUUUGCUGUUUUUCUCAUCCACAUUCAAAUCGGUUGUGCAUUGGUCGGAUCUCUUGGAGCAUUGUACAACGGUGUGUUACUGAUCAAUUUGGCGAUAGCAUUAUUUGCCCUUGUUGCAAUAGAGAGUAGCAGCCAGAGCCUUGCUCGUACCUAUGCCGUUCUUCUUGGUUGUGCUAUCUUCCUAGAUAUAUCGUGGUUCAUCCUCUUCUCUCACCAGAUAUGGAAUAUUUCUCCUAAGAAUUAUGGAGCCUUUUUCGUCUUUUCACUGAGACUCGCUCUAUUCAUGCAAAUUGUUGGGUUUUGUGUGAGGGUGGCUUCUUCAUUAUUAUGGAUUCGAAUGUACAAAUUGGGUGCUUCAUAUGAAGACAAUGCACUCUCUCGAGAAGCAGAUUCGGAUUUAAGAAAUAGUUUUUUGAAUCCCCCAGCUCAUAUUAUGGUUAGACAGAACUCUGAUUGCGAUGUCUUUUUAGGAGGAUCUAUUUAUGACCCAGCUUAUUACUCAUCUCUCUUUGAAGAUGCUCAAGAAAAUGGAUCUCUGGACCACAAACACGGCAUUAGUGACAAUGGUGGCAAUUCAUGUGCUACAGAAGCUUCACAGCUGAAGUCAUGCAUCAGCAGAUCUUUUCAGCUUAUUGAUGAUGAGAGUGCAAUAAACAAAUCCCCAAACUUCUGAUUUGAGUAUAGCGGCUGGUAAGUAUUCUGUUUGGCAUUGACUUCCUACAUUACUGCUAAGUACUCUUUUUCCUUGCACAUAUUGGACCUGAUAGUGACAGUGCAAAAAGUGGGUUUUUGUGCAGUUAGAAUCUUUACCCAAAAUUGAUCUCUGCUAAUUCUCAAAGGCUAAUACCAAAGGUUUAGCAAUGAAGGUGGUAUUGUCUCUGUGAAUAACAUGGAUCUCACAUGGCACAGCUUCAAGUUCACAUUAUUUGAAGCAUUUCGCUCUGAACAGGUGCUUCCUUCUGUACCAUAUCUCAUCAGAUGUUUAUACUAUAUUUGUGGAUUGAAGGCAGUACAUGAUUCACAAAACCUUGGAACUCUUGUAUAGAGGUCCUGGAUGGCACACCAGCCUUGCACUGUGCGUCAGAGAUGGCAGGAAAAGAUGACAUUAUAGAUGAUCCUUACUCUUGAUCAUGAUCUCAGAAAAGUGCCAAACAUCAUGUUUGAAUUAUGCCAAGUCAGUUUACUAAUCAGAAUGUAACAAUUCUUUUUGUUGAUAAUGAAAAAUGAGAUGUUGAUUCCUACUUGA
Messenger RNA from Nelumbo nucifera (sacred lotus), 1595 nucleotides. The record is from RefSeq and is a predicted model, not a curated record. Lineage: Eukaryota; Viridiplantae; Streptophyta; Magnoliopsida; Proteales; Nelumbonaceae.